Messenger RNA from Lactuca virosa, 1908 nucleotides. The record is from the annotation of a GenBank genome assembly. Lineage: Eukaryota; Viridiplantae; Streptophyta; Magnoliopsida; Asterales; Asteraceae.
AUGUCCUCAGGCUUCCCCGGCGGUCAUCCAGACUACUUCAACAUCAACAUCGGCACCAACAACGUCAGUGGGAGAUCCAUGUCUAUGAUGAAUAUGGCCAACAACCCACAAGGCUCUUACCGGUCACCACUUGCCGGAAUUCUUGCUGACCCAUCUUCUCAGAUCGGACUCAGGCGACCUGAGUUGAUGGGGAAAAGAUCUCUGGCUGAAUUCCAACACCAUCACCAACUCCAGCAGCAAGCUGCGUUUUUCUUAAGAAACGUGAAACAACGGCCUUAUAAUCAGCAUGCUUCUCCUGUAUCUCCGCUUUCUCUAGUGGAUUUUCCGAAUUUGCCGGAAGUUUCUUCGGUUUCUAAUAUGUCUUCAUCGUCGUUGUCGUCUGUUCCUCGCUAUGGCGUUCCAGUUAUGCAACAAGUUCAUCCGGCGAGUGUGCAAAGUUUUAAUCUUGGUAAUGGAAACUUUAACGGCGUAAUGGGUAAUUACCAACAUAACAAUCGUGGCAAUUUUCCGCGAGUUUCUUUACCUAAUUUAGCGGCGAAACAAUUGGCGGCCAGUCAAGAAACGGAGGGGAAGAUGAUGAAACGUCUGCAAGAGCUAGAGAAACAGCUUUUAUUGGACGAUGAAGACGGAGAAAACGAUGUCUCCGGCGUUACUAACAGCGAGUGGUCGGAAACGAUUCACAACAUACUCGGUUCCUCCCCGGUGGUGAAAGCGGAGAACACUGUUUCUCCUUCUCCGACGUCGUCGUCUUCUUCGUCCUGUGCAUCUUCCUCCGCGUCUCCAGCGACCCCAAUUUGCCCAAAGCAGUUGCUAUCCGACACCGCAGUUGCAAUUGCCGACGGGAAAAACGACUCAGCGAUGGAAAUCCUCACGCGCCUCAACCAGGUUUCAAACGCGCUUGGCACCCCCGAGCAGCGAUUGAGUUUCUACAUUGCGUCCGCACUCCGAUCGCGGCUAAGCGGGAACCCGACGACGGCGUCGGAGUUGUAUGGAAAAGAUCACAUCGUGUCAACCCAACUGCUCUAUGACAAAUCCCCAUGUUUCAAGCUUGCUCUCAUGGCAGCGAACGACGCCAUUCUCGAACUGGGGCAGGCCGAGAACAGCAUACAUAUGGUAGAUUUCGAUAUAGGUCAGGGCGUUCAGUACGUGUACUUACUUCACGAGAUUGCGGCGGCGCGUAAGGUUGAUAAAGAGACAAACAUUUCAUUAAAGCUUACAGCUUUCACAGACUUUGGUAAUAGGGGUUCUGAUAGAUUGAAACUCGUGGGUGAUGGUCUGAGUUCCCUUUCUAACAAACUGGGUGUCCCCUUUUCUUUCAAUAUUUCAACUUUGAAAUUAUCCGAUCUCAAUGCGUCUGCCUUAAUGGUGGAACCCAGAGAAGUUCUGGUUGUGAAUUUCGCUUUCAAGUUGUACAAAUUGCCAGACGAGAGCGUAACCACGGAGAAUCUGAGAGACGAGGUGCUGCGGCGCGUGAAAGGGUUGUCACCGGCGUUGGUGACGGUGGUGGAGCAGGAUUUGAACGCCAACACAGCGUCGUUUGAGACGCGCGUGAGCCAGUCGUGUGGGUAUUAUGGGGCGUUGUUGGAGUCGCUGGACGCGACGAUUGGGAGGGAUAACUCGGAGCGAGUGAAAAUCGAGGAGGGACUGAGUCGGAAAAUGAUGAACUCGGUUGCGUGUGAGGGGAAAGACAGGGUUGAAAGAUGUGAGGUGUUUGGGAAAUGGCGGGCCCGAAUGAGCAUGGCUGGGUUCGAGCCAAAGGCGAUGAGUCAACUCAGGGCUGAAACAUUAGUUACGAAGGUGAACUCGGGCACACGUGGUCAUCCGGGCUUCACGGUGAAGGAGGAGGGCGGCGGGAUUAAUUUUGGGUGGAUGGGCCGGAGUCUCACCGUCGCAUCGGCGUGGCAUUAG